AUGGCCAGGCUCCGCCGAGCCCUGCAGCGGGCCAAAGCCAUCACAGAAGCCUCGGAUGCCGCCGCACCGGCCACACCUGCCCCCAGCAAUGCACCCACUCAUCUCAACGCUUGGGCGGAACAUGCGCCGCCGCGCCUGGACUCUACCAGCAUCGCACAGCUCGUCAAAGACUUUCACCGCAACUAUCCGGGGGAACACCUGGACGGGGACGCAAUGCCAAGCGUUCGGCUCUUGAGCAUCGUUCACCGCUGGUUCUCCCCAGGAAACAGCAUCAGCUGGGUACCGUGGCAGCUGCGCCUGUCCGAAAGGCAAUACCAAGAAAUCAUCGAAAGCCGCACAACACGCACGCUUCGCUCCGAAGCUGCUUUCCUCAGCACUGCCCUUUUUGAUGAUGCUACUCCAGAGAUGCCUGUGGAUCAUCUCCGCUUGAGCCCAGCAUGGCUUGGACGCAUCCAGGCCAUCUUUCGCAAUGCCAUUGCACUGUGCAAAGGCGCACACCUGCAGCGCCUCAAAGCCUACGACAAAAAAAUCCUAGAUUGGGCCACGCAGACGCCCUCUGACGCAUCGCUGCGCACAGUCACCGCCAGCGAACUGGUCUCAGCAGACAGAAAGCUCUGGCGAGAAAUUGCCUCGCUUUGCGCUGCCGGUUGGACCCUUGAUGACGCACUGCAUGAGAUGACGCAUGUCAGGCUCAGCAAUGCGGAUGGCGCUGCAAAUGUCAAAGACGGCUCCGAAUGGGACCCCUGCAUACUCCCUCAACUUACCAGUGCAGCCUGGUCCGGGCUUCUAGGUGCCCUGCUGCUCGAGGUCACUUUGGCCGCGCUCAGCCCAGCCGCACAUCGCGUCGCACAAUCCCUAGUGCGUGCAGCACACUUGCAGGGUGCCCAAAUUUGCUUUGCCUAUCCUACACAGUGCGAUCCAGCCACAGAAUCAUCGUACAUCCAUCUCUGCCAGGAACUGGCAGUUCAUUGCGUGCACGCCCCAUUGCCAGAUGAUGAGAACUCCGGCAUCUUCUGUUGCACAGAUGCAAAGCUCGGCCAGAUCACGAAUAACCCUGACCGUUGGGGGCAGCUUCAAACGUUGCUAGAAACGCAUUGCACUUCGGGCAUGGAAGAUCCAGAACCGCCUCUCAGUGCCGAACACGGCUCGGUACUGGCGGAGCUCAUCCGCAUCGAGCUCGCACCGCAUUGCGAGCCCUCGUCAUUUCACAGCAUCAGUGAGGGGCAGCCCUUUCGCCUGCAGGUCCUGCGCUGCCUGUCCAGAGCCAUACAAGAUAAAGAUGCAGACCUACCGCUCCUCCUCGAAGACGGUGUGCCUACAGGGGCCUUUGAACCACUUCCCUCUAGUGGUCAAUAG
This is a messenger RNA of Symbiodinium sp. CCMP2456, 1356 nucleotides long. Lineage: Eukaryota; Dinophyceae; Suessiales; Symbiodiniaceae. The record is from the annotation of a GenBank genome assembly.